This is a messenger RNA of Lipotes vexillifer (Yangtze River dolphin), 768 nucleotides long. It is a transcript of the gene SRD5A1, whose product is annotated as steroid 5 alpha-reductase 1. Bases 1 to 768 code for a protein of 255 amino acids. The transcript has 5 exons. Gene Ontology annotation, cellular component: membrane. Gene Ontology annotation, molecular function: 3-oxo-5-alpha-steroid 4-dehydrogenase activity. The record is from RefSeq and is a predicted model, not a curated record. NCBI's taxonomy places the organism in Eukaryota, Metazoa, Chordata, Mammalia, Artiodactyla, Lipotidae. Gene Ontology annotation, biological process: steroid biosynthetic process.
AUGGAGCUGGCCGAGCGGUUCCUGCUGGACGCGCUCGCCUACCUGGAGUGCGCCCUGGGCUUCCUGUGCUACGUGCUGCUGAAGCUGGUGGGCUCGCCCUACGGGCGCUACGCGUCGCCGCGCUCCGCAUUUCGGCUGCCUGCGCGGGCCGCUUGGGCGGUGCAGGAGCUGCCCUCGCUGGCGGUGCCGCUCCUCGCGUGCGCGGGCGCGCCCGCCGAGCGCCUCAGCCGCUGGCCCAACUGCAUCCUCCUGACCAUGUUCCUCGUCCACUACGCGCAAAGGGCCUUGAUUUUCCCAUUUCUGAUCCGAGGAGGAAAGCCCAUGCCACUGUACACCUUUAUCCUGGCAUUCAUAUUCUGCACCUAUAAUGGCUACUUGCAGAGCAGAUACUUGAGCCAGUAUGCGGUAUAUGCUGACAACUGGCUCACUGACCCCCGAUUUCUAACAGGUUUUGUCUUGUGGUUGUUAGGCAUGCUGAUAAACAUCCAUUCAGAUCAUGUCCUAAGGAACCUCAGGAAACCAGGGGAGACUGGAUAUAAAAUACCAAGGGGGGGCUUGUUUGAAUACAUCACUGCGGCCAACUACUUUGGAGAGGUCGUCGAGUGGUGUGGCUACGCCCUUGCCAGCUGGUCCAUCCAAGGCUGGGCUUUUGCUGUGUUCACCUUCUGUGUCCUUCUCACCAGGGCUCAGCAGCAUCACCAGUGGUACCAUGAGAAAUUUGAAGACUAUCCCAAAUUCAGAAAAAUUAUGAUUCCAUUUUUGUUUUAA